Molecule: messenger RNA, 3031 nt
Organism: Camelina sativa (false flax)
Lineage: Eukaryota; Viridiplantae; Streptophyta; Magnoliopsida; Brassicales; Brassicaceae
Product: scarecrow-like protein 28
Source: RefSeq, a predicted model, not a curated record
UCUCUUAAAAAAAAAAAAAAACAAUUUACUGUAAAAAGAAAAGUUGCCAACUUCAAUUCUCGAAGACCCAACAAGAAAACAAAAAAAAAAGUUCUCUCAAGUAUGGUAUUUGUAGAAGCUGUAUAGUACCCCUUUACCACCCUGUAGAGAGUUAGUGAGAGAGAGAGAGAGAAACCAAAAGUGAGUGAGUGAGAGAGUGAGAGAGAGAAACAGAGAGAAGAAAGGAACAAUCUUUGAGUGUGUUUGGAUCUUGAUCUGGGGUUCUUGAGAGUUUCGGGGUUUCUGGAUGUUCUGAAAGAUCUUCUUCUUGAUUUGGCAAACCGGGAAUGGCGAACCGGAAUGGUGAACCGAGACUAUCGAGUCUGUUCAUCCAGCAACUUCGAGGUCGUUCUUCAGUAGUAGUCUCUGUUCGUGAUGAUGUGAACUCGUUGGUCGUCAUUAUCAUCUAGAUGAGAGAUUUAGUUUUUUUAUAAAAGUUAAGGAAUCCGAUGAUUGUUUUAUGGUAGAUUGAUUUCAAGAAAAAAGUUGUUUUUUUUAGAUUAGUUCUGAUCAUUCUUUCAUUCUUUCUUGAAUAUAUAGAGAUUCGUUUUAGGGUGGGGGCUUCAAAUUCAAUUCAUUCUUCAAUUUUUUUUUGCAUAUUUUAAGUCACAAAUCAUAUUAGGAUUCACUUUUGAUUUCAUUAAAAAACCUAAAAAGGAAAAAAGGAUUUUGAUUUUUGAAUCUUUGUUCAUCGGAUUCCAUUUUUUUAGAAAAACAUCAAAUUGUUGUUUGUGCAAACACACACACACACACUUAGACCAUCUCUCAAAUUUUUUUGGGUUGGGUAGAUUUUGGUAGAGGAUGUUGGCAGGUUGUUCAAGUUCAUCAUUAUUGUCACCGACUCGAAGAUUGAGGAGUGAAGCAGUAGCAGCAACAUCAGCAACAGUAUCAGCACAUUUUCCCAUGAACACACAGAGAUUGGACUUACCAUGCAGUAGUAGCUUCACUCGCAAGGAAACUCCUUCAACCCGACCACUUGGACGAAGCAUCUCACUUGACAACAACAACAACAACAACACCAAGCCAAUCGAGCGCAAGACGAGUGGUUGUUCUCUUAAGCAGAACAUAAAGCUUCCACCUUUGGCGACAACAAGAGGAAACGGAGAAGGGUUUUCUUGGAACAACGACAGCAACAACAACAACAACAGAGGGAAGAAGAGUUUGAAGAGAUUGGCGGAGGAGGAAGACGAGUCUUGUUUAAGCAGAGCGAAGAGGACAAAAUGCGAAAACGAAGGUGAUGGUGAUGAUGAAGGAAAGGUUUGCUUUGUGCCUAGUGAAGUCAUCUCUCAGCCUUUACCUAAUAAUCAUCCAAACUGGGUUGAUUCGGUGAUCACUGAGUUAGCUGGUAUAGGAGAUAAAGACGUUGAGAGUAGCCGUCCUGCAGCAGUUAAGGAAGCUUCUGGAUCAUCAACAAGUGCAUCAUCAGAGAGUCAAAGCUUAAGCCAUAGAGGAGGAGUACCAGAGCCUACAAAUGGUUCAAGAAACCCUUACACACACAGCACAGAGGAAAGGACCAGCGGAAACAUCAACAACAACAGGAACGAUCUGCAGAGAGACUUCGAGCUUGUUAAUCUCCUCACUGGAAGUUUAGAAGCGAUCAGAUCAAGGAACAUAGCGGCGAUUAACCAUUUCAUUGCGAGAACCAGUGACCUUGCUUCUCCUAGAGGAAGAACACCAAUGACUCGUCUUAUAGCUUACUACAUUGAAGCAUUGGCACUAAGAGUGGCUCGUAUGUGGCCUCACAUCUUCCACAUCGCACCACCUCGUGAGUUUGACAGAACAGUCGAGGAUGAAUCAGGAAACGCGUUGAGGUUCUUGAAUCAAGUAACUCCAAUUCCAAAGUUCAUUCAUUUCACAGCCAACGAGAUGUUACUCAGAGCAUUUGAAGGCAAAGAGAGAGUUCACAUUAUCGAUUUCGACAUCAAGCAAGGCUUACAAUGGCCUAGCUUCUUCCAAAGCUUAGCUUCAAGAACAAAUCCACCACACCAUGUUCGGAUCACUGGAAUCGGAGAAUCAAAGCUCGAGCUAAACGAAACCGGAGAUCGUCUCCAUGGAUUUGCAGAGGCGAUGAAUCUUCAGUUCGAGUUUCACCCUGUAGUUGAUAGACUCGAAGACGUUAGGCUAUGGAUGCUACACGUCAAAGAAGGUGAAUCAGUAGCUGUAAACUGUGUUAUGCAGAUGCACAAGACGCUAUACGAUGGAACUGGAGGAGCGAUUAGAGACUUCUUGGGUUUAAUCAGAAGCACAAACCCAAUAGCUCUUGUUUUAGCUGAACAAGAAGCAGAACACAACUCAGAGCAACUUGAGACAAGAGUUUGUAACUCGUUAAAGUACUAUUCAGCAAUGUUCGAUGCGAUUCACACGAAUCUUGCUACGGAUAGCUUAAUCAGAGUCAAAAUCGAAGAGAUGUUGUUUGGGAGAGAGAUCAGGAACAUUGUUGCGUGUGAAGGAAGUCAUAGGCAAGAGAGGCAUGUUGGUUUUCGUCAUUGGAGGAGGAUGUUGGAGCAGUUAGGGUUUCGGAGUCUUGGAGUCUCGGAGAGAGAGGUUUUGCAGAGCAAGAUGUUGCUUAGGAUGUACGGAUCUGGUAAUGAAGGGUUUUUCAAUGUGGAGAGGAGCGAUGAAGACGGCGACGGAGGCGAAGGCGGAAGCAGCGGUGGAGUUACUUUACGGUGGUCGGAGCAGCCACUUUAUACGAUCUCAGCUUGGACUAUCGGGAGUUAGGGUUUUAAAAAAAAUAUAUAUAUACAUUUUAGGGUUUUAAAGACUUUAGAAAAAAGGGGACAAUGGUUUUUUUCAAAAAAAAAAUAGGGGAAAAAAUUGAUUUUAUUCUUUCAUUCAUUUCUUGGGUGGGUAGGUAUUUAAAUUCUUUUAUAAAAAUUAAUUUGUAAGGAUUAGAAGAAAUAUUUUGUAUUAGUUUGAAAUCUUUUACAUUGUAACUGGAAGGCUUUUCAAUGUUCUUUAAAUCAUAAUGAAGUGAAAUUUUUUUUUGAUA